GAAAACAACAAUAAGCAUGGAACCCAGAGUACUAACAGUAUCAUUUCUUGCAAUACUUGCAUUAAUAUUAUCCCCAGUUUCAUCAUCCACCACCGUUACUCAACAAAACACAUAUUCCACAUUCGUCAAAACCUCAUGCAGCUCCGCCACCUACCCCUCCGCCUGCCGGAAAUCCCUCCUCCCCUACGCCGCCACCGUCCAGACAAACCCGCUCAAACUCGCCACUGUCGCCCUCUCUGCCACCCUCAAUACCGCCAACGCCACCCUCUCCACCAUCACCAAACUAUCCAAAACCAAACAGAUCACCAACUGGGAAGCUGCAGUGCUGAAAGACUGUAUAGGAGAUAUUAAAGACUCCAUGGAUGAAGUCAAAAGCUCCAUUAAUGAAAUAAAUGGUAUUUCUACGUCUGCGAAUAAGAGGUUCGCCAUCUCGAAUGCUCAAACUUGGACCAGUGCAGCAAUCACUGAUGAGAAUUCGUGUCUUGACGGGUUCUCUGAUGGGCAAAUAAAUCCGACCGUUAAGAAGAAGAUAAGGAACAGCAUUGUGAAUCUUGCAAGGGUUAGCAGUAAUGCUUUGUAUCUUAUCAACCAUCUCUCAGUUUAAAAUCUUUAUUUAAAUGAAACCCUAAUUUAAUAUUAUCA
Molecule: messenger RNA, 642 nt
Organism: Helianthus annuus (common sunflower)
Lineage: Eukaryota; Viridiplantae; Streptophyta; Magnoliopsida; Asterales; Asteraceae
Product: pectinesterase inhibitor 4
Exons: 1
Coding region: 17-604 (195 amino acids)
Biological process (GO): negative regulation of catalytic activity
Molecular function (GO): enzyme inhibitor activity
Source: RefSeq, a predicted model, not a curated record